Messenger RNA from Folsomia candida, 2906 nucleotides. Its product is annotated as putative serine protease K12H4.7. The transcript has 9 exons. Gene Ontology annotation, biological process: proteolysis. Gene Ontology annotation, molecular function: dipeptidyl-peptidase activity; serine-type exopeptidase activity. The record is from RefSeq and is a predicted model, not a curated record. The coding region runs from base 68 to 1723 and encodes 551 amino acids. NCBI's taxonomy places the organism in Eukaryota, Metazoa, Arthropoda, Collembola, Entomobryomorpha, Isotomidae.
GGUUCUACCUUCAUACGAAGUUAGGUCUUAUGAAACGGCAAAAUUAGCACUAAAAAAAGUUUGAAAAAUGAAUAUUACGCAGGAGUAUUAUUUAAUUUGUGUAUUAUAUUCCUUUGUUAUUGUUUCGGGAAUUAAUCCAUUUCAGUUCCAUGUCGGAAACUUUGAUAAUAAAAAUUCAAUUGCAGAGCAUGUAUACAUCAGAGGUAAGCAUUUCUUGAAAAAUGAUAAUGAAGAGGAUGAGAAAUCUGAAGGAAGGAAAGGUGUAAAGCAUCCUGACAAAUCGUCGUCUAUCGACCGAACACCGCACUCCUGGUUUUCUCAAUGCAUAGACCACUUUAAUUCGUCGUGUAGUGGUGAAAAUGUUCAAAGGUGGAAUCAGAGGUAUUGGAUAAACUCAGAUUCUUAUAAACCUGGUGGACCAAUUUUUUUCAUGUUUGGUGGCGAAGGGAGUGCCGAAGGAUAUGUGGAUGCUGGCAAAUGGUUGGACUUUGCGGAAGAUUUUGGAGCCCUUGCGGUCUGUUUGGAGCACCGAUUUUAUGGUCAAAGUUUUAUUCCAUCUCUAGACAAUUCCUUUGAAAGCAUGUCACUUCUUACGAGCCAGCAAGCUCUAGCGGACGCUGCACUGUUCAUCCAGUGGCUAAAAUAUAAUAAUUCGGGUGCAACAAAUUUGGAUAAUGCUAAAGUAGUCACAUUUGGUGGGAGUUAUCCUGGGAAUUUAGCUGCAUGGAUGAGACAAAAUUACCCCAACAUUGUUAACUUAGCUGUGGCAUCUUCAGCACCGGUUGAAGCUAAAUUAGAAUUUCCAGAGUUUCUCCGAACCGUUUCUGAAGUAAUUUAUCAGCAGGAUCCAACCUGCUUUCGGAAAAUAUACGGCGCAUUUCGGUGCAUGGAUAACUUGGUCAAUGACCUGCAAUGCAAUGAGACUGAAGCCUGGUCUGUGUAUGCUUCCCCUCAGGAACUGUUGGAUGGCUUGCACCAGUGUCGGCCGUACAACUUUAGUGUGAACUUCGAACGCCAGCAGUUCUUUCACAAUCUGGGGGCAAGAUGGGGAAGCAACUUUCCUGGCCACAGAAGCACUUCUAAAUGUCACACCCUUGUACUUCAAAACAAUUUAGAUGUGAUUGAGGACUACGGAAAUUUUCUCGUGCAAACAGGACAAACUCGAGAGACGUGUCAGCGGAGUGAAAAGGAUUUGUCUGCUGCUCUCAGGACGCCACACGCUGAAAAGACGAGAUUCGACGAGGAUCCGGAGGAUGAAAUUGUAGAGUUUGUCAAAUCUUUGAGUGGACGAGAUGGGAAAUCUUGGACUUGGCAAACUUGCUAUGAGUUCGGCUACUUUCAAGUUGCAGAUCCAGAAAUUCAACUUUUUAGUGAUGAGUGGGACUCGCUAAUAGAUAUUCGAAGGUGUCAAAGCAUUUUCCCUGAUGCAAACUUCACUCGGAAAAGUAUACAAUCCCGAAUCGACCUUACAAAUGCCUUCUACAAAGGGAAGAAAUUUGAGGGUUCAUGUACAAUUUUUGUAAAUGGCCAGUGGGAUCCUUGGCACUCGUUGGGAUUUAACCAACAAAAUGAAACUACAUCAAGAAACACAGUCAUUUCAAUCCCUCAAGCUGAACACUGCGAGGAUAUGAAGAGUCAUCCGAAUCCUUCGGUUUUCAUGUACCAAGCACAGCAAAGAAUCCGUGAACAAAUUGGGAAAUAUUUGAUGGACCCCAAUUGUUAAUGUACACAUAAUUCUGUAAUUCACUGUCUUUAAACAAGUAAAAACGUGGGGAUUAGCAUAGUAAAGAAUCAAAAUUAUAACCCAUUGCAUUGAAGGGCGUAACGUAAAUGCAUCAGUCAUGUUGCCAUAUACAGGGCAACUGAGGAUGAGUUAUGUAAUAUCCAGAGAGACGAGUGAAUUUUUUGCAAUCGUUAUUCCAUGGCAGGUUUUGUAAGAGUCAGUCGUCCCCCGUAGAUGGCUUGUCAUAUUCAGUGUGGAAUUUGCAUCCACUACAACCCCAGUUGUCGUUUAUAAUGUUGGCGUUGGGCAAGGUCGAGUUUACAAUCAACGGGGAUUUGCCAUCAAUAUUUUUAAUUCUUCCCGUCUUGAGUAUUUAUUGGGUUGGUUUAAAUAUCUACUUGUGCUUUAGCACAUAAUGAAAAGAUGACUUGUGUACAAUCAUAAUAAUCAACAAGGUCCCAAAAACUUGGAAAUGGAGGAGUGGGCGGAAAGGGCUGGAGCUCAUGGAAAACUAUUCACGAGACGUUUAGCAUUGGUCUUUGGUUGAUAAAAAAACAACAAUACGAAUGGACACUCGAUGCCACCUCAAACGCCUCAAAGUGUAAAUCUGGAUGGAGUGGUUGACAAAAACUUAUUAUCGAUCAAAUGACCACUACCAUAUUUGUACAUACACAAAUUCCUUGGUAAAGUAUGUAGGUCGCAUCGUUUCAUAUCAAGAUUAUGCUAAAAAGAGAAUCUUAUAGAGUUUCAUUGGAUGUCUGCCACAAUAAUGAAUGGGUUGAAUUGCUGCUGCGUUGCCAUUAUACUCGUUUGCAGCACAAACAAGCUCAAUUACUAGCAUAAAUUAAGGCAUUACAUAUGUAUUCCUUGCGUACUGUCGUGUGUAUAACGCAGACCAUUUUAAUGAAUUUCAAACCAUUAUGCGAUGCCAUGCAAGUGGUGAUCACACACCAAGAAAAAAGCUUGAUUAAGUUCCACUAGUGAUUUUUUUAAGAAACAAGUUUAUACUAAUCAGUUACUUUAGUCUCAAAACUUUUAGUCCAAGAUAAGUCGACAUUGAACAACAAGGGUAUUUUUCAACAAAUCCUGCUAACUAUCAACGGCGCAACAAUGAGAGAUCCUGCGGAGGAAGAUGAGUCAAUUGUUAAACCCGGCAUGAGGGAAUACCAUACCGGACAUUUGC